This is a messenger RNA of Gaeumannomyces tritici R3-111a-1, 2396 nucleotides long. RefSeq lists its product as hypothetical. The transcript has 4 exons. The record is from RefSeq and is a predicted model, not a curated record. Bases 1085 to 2254 code for a protein of 389 amino acids. Lineage: Eukaryota; Fungi; Ascomycota; Sordariomycetes; Magnaporthales; Magnaporthaceae.
CUGUGCAUAUGCAGCCAUCCAUCAUCUGACUGGUCUCGGCUAGACCACCAAAGCGCCCGGGCUCCUGAGAUCUGUGGCCUACGUGGGAGAUCUAUCUCCUUCAACGUCGGUUUCGACAGACGCUGACAUCUGGCUUUAAAUAAAUGUUGGUGCCGCCAAGACAUGGCACAGCCGCGGAAACAGCGUGGCCCAAGGAUGUGGAUGGAGCAAAGCGUCUCCUUUAUAUAUGUUGCCACAUCCCAGCUCUGGCGACACCACGGAGCUUGGCUCUUGGUGGUCUGAACUGUGAGACUCUCGGGUUUGUGAUGACAGCCGCCACGAUUUUCUGAUGCGGGAAAUGUUGCCCCAUGGCGACGCUGUAUUGGACGAUUUGGCCAUCUGGUCACGCCAAGGUUCUGAUCAAAGCGUCCACCCCGCAGCAUCUCGACUUUGUCCGGUGCGGAUGUUGUUCUCAUCUUUGAGCUGCGGGCAAUUACACAAAAGUCAAAGCAAGAAUCAAACAAGCCGCCGGCGAUGGCCCCAACAAUAUCGGAUCCCUGCUGCGGCCUGGUUUUAUUACAAGCUGGAUAGGGUGCGCAAAGCUCCGGCGCCGCAGCCAAACAGGCAAACUUUGAUCCGGUGAUAACCAAUGAUGGCGGCCAGUCGCGGCAAUGAGCGCAAAAUAAGGUGUCCGAUGCAGCCGUGGGAACGGACGAGAGAGGAUCGCGAUCACCGUCGCAAUAUAUAACCGACGGUCUGGGUCUUCCUGACACCCCAGACAAAUAGAGAGGGGAGCCCGUUGUGUCUUGGAUACCAUCUCGUCGAACGAUUGCCACCACCGCCCUUUAAAAGCAAGGGUCCAGGACGGCGCUCCAGAACGGCGAGCCCUUAUCUCCGUCUGCCCUCCGCUGGAAGAUGCCCACAACACCGGUUGUUUGGCCAGCUUCUGCCGGGCCUGGAGGCAACAGAUAUCUUUGAGGAUAUCGCUCUGCAGUCUACGAACCCAGGAGCCGGCGUCAAGCUCCUAGCGAUCGGAAUCUCGACCGAACCGGCAGCCUGCACAUCUCCGCCAAGGACGAGGCUAGGAACGCGAGUGGCAUAAGAGAUGGGACAUGGGGACGCCGGCCAGUUUAGUUGGGUGCACGAGAUCUUGGGGAUGGAUACCAGCGGGGCCAAGAUCAACGCCGUGAACUGGAUCAUGUUCACUCUUGCGUCUGUCGCCUUGGGGCUUCGCAUCUGCUCCAAGCUUGCGCGGACAAAACGGCUGUGGUGGGAUGACCAUGUGCUGAUGGCGUCAUGGGGUUGCUUGAUGGCGAGCACAAUCCUUCAUUCCUACAACACCACGCUUGGGCUGGGCAGACACGCCACCGAGGUGUCAAAGGACGACGCCUCGACCAUCGUCUUCAACGUGGGCCUCGCCGAGACCUUCAGCAACCUCGCGGUCGUGUGGAGCCAGACCUCGUUCUCGCUCACCCUCGUGCGGCUCACCCGCGACCUCAAGCGGUCGGUGCUAUGGGCCGUCACGAUCCCCCUGAAUUUGUACAUGUACUUCCUCGCCGCCCUCUUCUGGACCCAGUGCAACCCCGCGGCCAAGGCGUGGCGGCCGGAGCUCCAAGGCAGUUGUCUGCCCACGGCGUCCAUCGAGCUGAUGUAUCUGGUCGGGACAAGCUACCUGGUUUUCGGCCAAUUUGUGCUAGCCCUCAUGCCCUGGGUCAUCAUCAUGAACCUCCAAGGAAUGGGAUUGAAAGAGAAGGUGACGGUUUCCCUGUGCAUGAGCCUAUCCAUCUUCUCCGGCAUCACAGCAAUAAUCAGGAUCAUGGCGUUUAGGCUCGUGGACCGGCAAGACUUUUUCUACUCGGUCGCGGACGAGGUCAUGUGGACCCAGAUCGAGAUAUCGGCCACCAUAGUCGCGGCCUCGGUUCCCGUCCUCCGCGCCCUCUGCGUUGAGAUCACGGAGCGGAUCCGGGUGGGCCGCACGCGCACCUUUGCCGACGACCCCGAGGCCGGGCACUCCCGCGCCGCCGGCCCGCCGAGCGAUGCCGCCGCACGAGCCGACAGGCCAAGGCGCCUGCCCGCGCGGCCCAAGCACGCAUACGUCGCCUCCCUGGAGGGCAUGUCCGGGGAAGGCACAGGACCCCACCGCCGGCCCCUGCCCACUUGCAUGGCGAGGUCGGAUCUUGGUAGGAUUAAGAAGAUAUUAUGGCCUGAGAAUGAGGCCGAGGGAGAGCAGAUCGAGCUGUGCCGGACGCUGUCGGAACCGCCAAGGUGUUGGUGAGCCAAGCGCCGCAUAGAGAUGACGCGCUUUCUAGUAGGACCAGUCGGUUGUUCAGGGAUGGAUGAAUUUGAGAAGUCCACAUCGAUACAAAUUUUGCCAGUACAGCAGCUUAAUUUAUACACACCACCCACAUAUUCUCCCA